AUGGUCACCUUAGGUAAUUUCAUUAAAAUAAAAAUGUGGUUGAUAGCCUCAUUGAAUUUAAGUCAGUUGAAGGCCGGGGGGCCGGGGGGCUGGGGGCCGAGGAGCCUCGCGAGGGAGGCUCCGCGGACGGCCGUGGGCGGAAGUGCAGCCGCGCCCGGAAGUGCAGCCGCCAUCCCCCCGUCCGUUUCCGGCCACGUGACCCCUAAGCCCGGCUCUUCAGGACUCCUUCCGGGAGGGAAGUGUGAAAACGCGGCACGUCGGUCACGGUCCUCACGCCGCCUCCGCGCGCCUUUCUCCGACCCUGUGCCCCGGCCGCGGCGCCCUCACGACUCCUGCCCCGACGCGAGCCGGAGCCGCAGCGCCACUCACCGUGUCUCCUACAGGACAGGCCCGUCCUCGUGGCCCUGGAGAGGGGGUGCGCCCUGCCCUCCCCGCCCCCUCAUCACCUUCAGGAUGAUCGGUCUCCGAGCCUCACGUGGAGCCUGCCGGGAAGCCCUGCCGCCCGGGGAGAUGCUGCGGUUCUUCGGAUGCCGCCCGCGUCAGCCCGGGGCCCAGGACCGCGAAGCCUGGCUCUGCAGACACCUGCACCUGCUUCAGGUCCCCUCGCAUUUGUGUUCACGCAGAAGCCCGAGUCCCGGAGCUUCCCCUCCUCCUGCAGCCCUAGCCUGUGCUUCUGGAAAUUAUCAGGAUUCGGGGCCGGCUUCCGAAAGGGUGGCAGCAGGUGCUCCCACACGGAAACCAGCGAGGCGGCGGGGAGAGUGUUGUGCCCAAGAUCGCGAAUCCGAGAAACCUCCGAGGAGACGACACCGAUGCAAACACACGAGGGUUUAUUCACAAGCUCGAGCUUGGCUCCAAGUGCACCCGACACAGCGGAGCAGGGACUUGGACCCUGAGACUAAGAGGCGGAGCAGCUUUGUAGGGGCCCGUGGCCCAUGGGAUUGUAACAUACGCAGAAAGUUGCACAGUCAUGUGGGUCCACACGCAGGUGGCCGAUUGAAUUACAUUUUACUCCUAUAGUAUCCACUUGAACUGAAUUGGCCUAUCACUCUGGUUGGAAUUGGCGCACAGUUUUGGCGGCCACGAGGUGGGGUUACAUGGUUAUGAGCCAGUUUCCGAUUAGGGUGUGCCCAGCGGCUUGACUAGGGUGGGGCAAUAAGCAGGUCAUGUGGGGGUGAUACAGGAGGUGGCGGGUGCAGCACACAAUGGAGUUAGCCCUGCUCUGCUUGUGCAGGGGUAGGGGAUUUUUGUUAAAUUUCCUGGGUCCUACAGAGAGGUGUCCUGCCCAGCGGAAGAGGAGGAACGGGAGGGCAGCACCGAGGCGACCCUCCUCCCCUGCCGUAGGGAUGUUCGUCUGUGGGAUGACGGGAGUUGUUUCUGUGUGUGUGUGCAGGGGUGGGGGUGGGGGGUUAGGUCUUCCCUUACCCCUUCCCUUUUCCCUUCCCUUCCCUUCCCUUCCCUUCCCUUCCCUUCCCUUCCCUUCCCUUCCCUUCCCCCCCACACUCCUCCUUUCCCGCUGGACACUGAUCCAGCUUGGGCAUCAGAAGAAGGGACCAGUCUGAAGCUCUCAAUUUGGAAAUCAAUGAUGUAUAGGUAAUAUAUGAAUUUUAUGAGAUUGAGUGAAAUCACCCAGAAAUGAAUAUAGAUAAAAAAAAAAAAUCCAAGAACAAUAGUCUAGAUUUUUUUGUUUUUGUUUGUUUUUUUAAGUUCGUGCUGGCAGGAUUUGCUUUCACUUUGGAUGUGUACCAUGUUAGGAUUCAAAAAUGACUCCCAAUUUUUAAAAAACGAAAAGUGAAAAUAUAAAGGGAGCUAUCUGGAACACUUCAACAUUGGAAAUGGUGUGGAACUAGCAAAGUUGACUAAUAAAGUAUAGCUAAGAUUGGUGGGACAGCUGCGGUGUCUUGGAACACAAGUGAGGAAAAGCGUUUCUAGGAGUGUGCAGUGAUCACUUGUUACAAAUGUGGCUACACUAAUAUUAAGAUUGAUAAAUGAUAAUUGGAUUUCACAGAAUGGAGGUCCUGCUGGAGAACAGUAAGAAUGUCAGCCAAGUGCAAAAGGAUGAGGGCAGUUGCAUUGAAAAUGAGGAAUAAACUGGAGGCAGUUAUAGGCAAUAAUUUAAAAAAAAUUUGCUGUAAAUCAAAUGAAAAAUAUUAAGUGGUAGUUACUGGAGGGAGUAUGGUUACAAUGCUGUUUUUCUGAGAAAACAUCAGUAUAUAUUCAUGUUUAUUUCAUUAUCUGGCAGAAAAAGAAAUUUGAUGAUCCAUGAAUUACUUGAGAGGUGGGGGUGAUUGCUGGAUCCAUGCUAUGAAUUAGCUAGAAAGGAUGAUGGGCUUUAGUGGACAGUAAGAGAAGUCAAGCCUUUGCUAAAAGUGAUGGAAAUGUCAUCUAUAUUAACUGGAAAGAAAGUAAAAUGUAGUUGGCAAGGCAUAAAUAAGGGGGUAGACGUCCUGGGAGCCUGUAGAAUUUCACUAUCUUUUCUCUCAAUGAAUCAGAAAACAAGGACACCAGCGGCAAGCAAGUUUGAAGAGGUUUGAGGAGAAAGUGAAAUGGUUCAGGAGAAUGAGAGUAGGAAUGGACCAAGGAAAUAGCUUAUCAUUCCUCUUCAAUAAUGGGGACCCACUUGAGGUGUCUUCCUUGAACUGAAACAGAAUACGCAGCAUGGCUGUGU
Canis lupus familiaris (dog) is the source of this 2665-nucleotide messenger RNA. RefSeq lists its product as uncharacterized. The record is from RefSeq and is a predicted model, not a curated record. The transcript is spliced from 4 exons. The coding region runs from base 1 to 1017 and encodes 338 amino acids. NCBI's taxonomy places the organism in Eukaryota, Metazoa, Chordata, Mammalia, Carnivora, Canidae.